UUCACACUUCACCACCACAAAUAUCCACAGAAAAGACCGCAGCAACCAUGAAUCUAGUCGCCUAUUCCGACUCUGAGGGCUCCGAUAAUGACGCUCCCGCCCCUCCAAGACCCAAGCCCGUCGCGAAAGCCUCCCUCUCAUCGAAACCCGCCUUCCAAAAAGUCGUCGACCGCGCAAACCCAAACAAGAUCAGAUUAAACCUCCCGGCACCCUCCCACCCAACCCAACCCAAGGACGACAUCGAUGCCGAUGCGCCCCCAGCAAAGAAGGCCCGCACCAGCGGUGGAGCGUUCAGCGCAUUCAACAGCAUGUUACCAGCCCCAAAAAAGGCGGCAGCUCCAGCAGGUAGCGCAUCUGAAUCGGCACCGGCCGCCAAACGACUAGGCAAGGGACUUGGCUCUGGUGUCAAUCUGCGGACAGGUGCAGCACCCGGUUUCAGUAGAGAGCCUGUGGAGGUGCCCGACUAUGGCGCAGAAGAGGAGGACGGUAGCACAGCUUCAGCAGCAGCAACAAUCGCACCAGGACUCGCACGAGCAGAACCGAAACCCCAGGAGCCGGAGCUCAAGCUAGUCGGGAAACCCAUGAGGUUCCGGCCGCUGUCCGUAGCCAACAAGAAGAAGAAAAGGGUCCUACCCGCCGGCGUGUCGAGUGCUGCGCUCAAAAAAGCGCCCACGGUAACGCCGACUACGGCUUCACCAGCCACACCAACCACGACGCAGAAACCCGCGCCAAAACCAAAAGUAUCGCUCUUCUCAAUGGCACCGGUAGACACACCAGAGCUAGCAGAGCCCUCAAGCAAAGGCGAAUACACCCCCCUCCUCCACGUCCCUUCACCCGCCGACGAAUCGAAAUUGCCAGAUUCCGCCUUCUCAGAGCCCGCCCCAUCAACGAACACCCCUCAAACCCUUUCAUCCAUAGCAACCGACCUCAACCUCUCGCCCCACGAACUCCGCCAGCUCCUGGGCCGCAACGCGUCCAAGAACAGCGAUCUCUCCGCUCUCAAUAUCACGAAUUUCAAUACAGAUGCCGAAUACGCGCAUAACGAGCAGCUGCGCCAAGCCGGCGAGACGGUGCAGCACCAUGCGCUGAAAUCGAUUGCAGGCACGGGGAAGAACAGUCUCAAGAGUCUGGUGAACACGGCGAGUACGCAGAAGGAUGCGUUGGAGGAGCAUUUUGCGGCGGGGAGGCGAAACAAGAAGGAAGCGGGGGGUAAGUAUGGGUGGUAG
Messenger RNA from Mytilinidion resinicola, 1226 nucleotides. RefSeq lists its product as uncharacterized. The record is from RefSeq and is a predicted model, not a curated record. Bases 48 to 1226 code for a protein of 392 amino acids. Gene Ontology annotation, cellular component: nucleus. Lineage: Eukaryota; Fungi; Ascomycota; Dothideomycetes; Mytilinidiales; Mytilinidiaceae. The transcript has a single exon.